UGGCGACGAAUUUGAGUUGAAAAGCAAAGCAAAAAUCGGGGCGGACAGUGUCUUGUUGAUCUUUUAUUGAAAAACGAAUAUUUUGCACCGAAUUUGUUAAAAACAUAAACAAAUUGCAAUCAUCAUUUACUUUUCCAGUUGCACCAUCCACACGUGCAACAAUUGUACAGAUUGUAAAAAGGAACAAGACAAGUGUAUUUUGUAAAAAAAAACGUUGAACUGUUGAGUUGUUAAAAAAUUGAACUGGGUGUCAAAUAUUUUCCACAUAAUAAAGGAUCAUCAAUAGUAACCAGAAAAACUUGCAGAAAAUAUAAUGACGGAGUAUAAAUUGGUGGUCGUUGGUGCUGGAGGUGUAGGAAAAUCUGCACUAACAAUCCAAUUAAUACAAAAUCAUUUCGUAGAUGAAUACGACCCCACCAUUGAAGAUUCAUACAGGAAACAAGUUGUUAUAGACGGUGAAACUUGUCUACUAGAUAUUUUGGAUACCGCUGGUCAAGAAGAAUAUUCAGCUAUGCGUGAUCAAUAUAUGCGCACUGGUGAGGGGUUCCUGCUCGUUUUUGCGGUGAAUAGUGCGAAAUCCUUUGAAGAUAUUGGCACAUACCGAGAACAAAUAAAACGUGUUAAAGACGCAGAGGAGGUGCCAAUGGUGCUGGUAGGCAAUAAGUGCGACCUGCAAGCCUGGGCAGUUAAUAUGAACCAAGCCAGAGAGGUGGCUAAACAAUAUGGCAUUCCUUUUGUUGAGACAUCAGCUAAGACACGAAUGGGUGUGGAUGACGCCUUUUACACAUUAGUACGCGAAAUUCGAAAAGACAAGGAGCAUAGAGGGAAGAAGGGACGCAAACACCAUAAGCUACCACAUCAUAAAUUUAAAUGCGACCUCCUCUAAAUUCCCCAGUAUGAAGGCAAAAAUAGGUUGAGUAACCUACGCAUUCGGACAACCGGACCAUUUCAACAACCAAAACAACAACGAAAACGAACUAAAUAGACAUUCGAAAAGAGAGGAAGCCUGUGAUGAGGAGGCUGUAAUACAAACAUAAAUAAAAUAAAGCAAAUAGUGACUACAGCUGCAACCGGAAAUGAAGCAACAGAUUGAGUGCAUAUUUUUUCAUCUACAAAUCAGCAUAAUAUUAGGUAUAACGCACAUUCAUAUACAAGCGCAAAUUUUACAGACAUGAGAGUACACACAGAUGAAUAAAACUUGUGAAAGUGUAUGAGAGUAAUGAACUAAAACUAAACUUACAAUAACCAAAUGUUUUGAAAUCAAAUAAUUACAAAUUUCUUUCGGCGGAGUAUAUAUAUGUACAUGUACAUUUAAUGUCUAACUUUUAACACUGCGCACAAUUAUUUAAGUUUUUUCUUUCUUUGUUCAUUACAACUGAACGUUUAUGAUAAAAAAAUUUAAUAUUUAAUUUAACGUCUUUAUGGCUAUUAAUAUUUUCCACUAUUUGCUGUUUUUUUUAUUGUGUUCUACAUGUGCUUUCCAUGUGUCAGUAAUAUGUAUUUUUAUAGCAAAAUAAGGAUAAGAUAUGCGACUUUGGUAAGAAAUAUGCAGUGUUGCAUACCAAAUAUUUGUGCCGCUUUAUGUAUUGAGUAAUUGUACAUUUCUAAAACGUUUUUGGCAAGAACGCAAAUUCAACAAAAAAAAGUCUGCAAACAAUAAUAUACUUGAGACUUGAUCUAUAACUGUAAAGUAUUUUUUACAAAGAAAUUCCCGAAAUUAAACAAAAAUAAAAUCAAUCAUAUUGUAGCGACUUAUAAACAUUUAAAGUUAGAGUUUGCAAGUGAUCGAGUUUCAACUGUAUUAUUUGUAUAAAUAAGUUUUUCAAAUGAAUGAAUAUAAACGAAUUCAACUUGCCCCCUUUUUAACUGCAUCAUUCUGUAAACUUGUGCCUAUGUUUUUUAUGUAUGUAUGUUAACAUAUAAAUAAACAUUUGGUAAUUUAGAAAAUAAACUUAUUUAGGAAGGUAAUAAUAAAGUUAAAAAAUGCUAACAAAAUAAAAGAAUAUGAAGGUAAACUGAGUGUAAUAGUUGUAACGCACAAUAGACGUUGGCCUGAUUUUUUUUUUUUAGUUUCCAACAUACAUAAGUAACUUGUGUUCGAGAUGAUUUUGAAACCCGUUUUAUACUUUAAUGGUGCUAAAAUGAACCUAGCGUGCAUAUUUUUAUAAAAGUGAGAAUAAAAAAAUAAUAAAAUUAUGAAG
Messenger RNA from Ceratitis capitata (Mediterranean fruit fly), 2201 nucleotides. RefSeq names its product ras-like protein 1 (gene Ras85D). Bases 314 to 886 code for a protein of 190 amino acids. The record is from RefSeq and is a predicted model, not a curated record. Gene Ontology annotation, cellular component: plasma membrane. Gene Ontology annotation, molecular function: GTP binding; GTPase activity; GDP binding. NCBI's taxonomy places the organism in Eukaryota, Metazoa, Arthropoda, Insecta, Diptera, Tephritidae. The transcript has 5 exons. Gene Ontology annotation, biological process: epidermal growth factor receptor signaling pathway; Ras protein signal transduction.